Messenger RNA from Eufriesea mexicana, 10095 nucleotides. It is a transcript of the gene Wnk, whose product is annotated as Wnk kinase. NCBI's taxonomy places the organism in Eukaryota, Metazoa, Arthropoda, Insecta, Hymenoptera, Apidae. Gene Ontology annotation, biological process: protein phosphorylation. Bases 47 to 9331 code for a protein of 3094 amino acids. The record is from RefSeq and is a predicted model, not a curated record. Gene Ontology annotation, molecular function: protein serine/threonine kinase activity; ATP binding. The transcript is spliced from 21 exons.
CAAGGAUUUUUAUAAAGUGAACUCUUUCAUACGUUGGUUAUGUGCAAUGCCGAGAUGCUGCAAUGAAAACAAGGCAGUGAGUUCGGUUGGCACCAGUCGAAAACAUAAUACAGAGGAUAUUUUGUUAACACAGAGCCAUUCAUUUUCAAUUGGAAAUCAGUUGGAAUUAGAAGAGGACCCACCAAUUGUUGAAAAAUCACACAGAAGAGUAAGGUGUGAUUUAAGUCCAGUUCCGACAAGUACAAGUACUAAUUUGAAUAUAAAGCUUUUAAGUAUUAAGGGAGAUAGAAACACUCGUCAAGAUCAAGUGGACACUGGAUCUGGUGGGUGCCGAGAACGGAAAAAAGAAGUUAAAAAGAGAGCAGCUAUAGGCAAUACAGUGCGUGGAUUCCUCUCAUCUGGCCACAGCAGGCAGGACAGGUAUGAGACAAAUAGACAACAAUCUUCAGGCGGAAGUGGCCUGUCAAGUUUAUGUCCAAAGCUGGUGGCCAGUGGAGGUGGCAGUAACCAGAGUGGGAUUAGUUUGGCAGUGGGCCACUUAGCCUCACAGGAAGGAGGAGGCCCUUGUUCAGUCGUAACUACUCAAAGGAUUCAUAAUCACACACAUAAUCAUAAACGCCAAAGAAAAUUAUCUAUUGUUUCACAAGCUGGCACUAGUGCUCAUAGUUCUGGGGAUAAAAAGACAUCAAAUUUAAGUCGUUCCUCUGCAAUCUGCAAAAAACAAGUGCGGACACAAAGAACUGAUCAUAACACAGAUUCAUUAUCUAUAACAAGUAACGGAGUCGCCAGUAAUUCACCUUCUUCUAAAAAGAAAGUUUUAUCUGCUUUACGAAUUUCUGAAAAAUCAUCUCGGAAUCUCAAUUCGCCAUCCUUAGAUUAUGAAAAUGAACGCAGUUUUAGUGAUGCAGAGGAAGCUAUUACAGCAACGGAAAAUGUGUUCAAUAUGCCAGGAUCCAGUUCUACACCAUCGACACCAAUUAGUCGAUUAAAGUCAAAAAAAUCGGAUGAAGAUGAAACGAGUAUGGAAUGCAAUAUUAACGAAGAAGGUGCUGAAUCGUCACAGAAUGCAGCAGAUAAAAAAGGGUCAUUAGAUUCUAACGAACAAAGGGCAUCGACAUCAGAAUGUUCAGAAUCCUAUAAAACUUCGAAUAUUACGAGAAAAAUAUCGGCAAAUAGUAUUGAGGAAGAAGCAAGUGCACAGAAUAAACAAAAAGUAGUUUCUACUUCUUCCAUAAGUACAAAAUGCAGCAAUAGUGAAAGCAAAAGUAUAAAACAUAAAAGCAAAUAUGUUGCAGAAAAAAUGAUUGAACAACAGAAUAGUAAAAAUUUAAAAGAAACAAAUAUGGAAAAGAAUACAGAUACAAGCACGUCCAUAGAAACGUCCACAAGUUCAACAGCUAAUAAUAAAAAUAACGAAAAAGCAAAACGAAAAACGUCUAACGAAGGAUCAAAAAUUGCAAAUAUCACAGAAAAUGAAGAUUUAGUUAAAAAUUCUGAGAAAAAUGUGAUUGAUGAUAAAAAAGAUACACGACAAACUGAAAAAGCAGUAAAAAGUUCGAGAUUUGUAACAUCAAAAGUAUCCGAAGAAAUUGUAGACACUGAGGUUAAGGAUAUAGAUCCGCAAAGAGAAGUAGAAGGGGGAGUGACGAUAUAUGACGAAGAUGAUAACGGCACCAGUAUUAGUGAUAUUGUUGCUGCUCAGGCGCUUCAUGAAUCUCUGAGUAAAUUAGGAAAAGUACCACCUUUAGAUGCAGAAAUGGAAAAUGUUAAGGACACAAACGUGCAAAACGAAACCAAAAUGGUAAAAGAAGAAAAAGAAAAGGAAGUCGUACAAGAAGAAACGGUAGAAGGGUUUAUUGGUCCUUUGCUUGAUGAAAAUUUUAAAGCAGAUGAAAAAUUAGCACAGAAAACAAUGGCUAUGGAGGAAGUGCGAAAUUUAUUGUUGAAAGUUAAAGUGCAGACUGUUGAAGACGAUGAUGAUGAAGAAAAGGCUAUAGGUAUAUCACCAGAUGGUAGAUUUUUAAAAUUUGAAGAAGAAAUUGGUAGAGGUAGCUUUAAGACUGUAUAUAGAGGUCUGGAUACUCAAACUGGUGUAGCUGUUGCUUGGUGUGAAUUGCAGGAAAAAAAAUUAAAUAAAACAGAAAGAUUAAGAUUUCGAGAAGAAGCAGAAAUGUUGAAAGGAUUACAACAUCCAAAUAUUGUUAGAUUUUAUGAUUAUUGGGAAGUUACACUUACACGUAGAAAAUACAUUGUGCUAGUCACUGAACUUAUGACAUCAGGAACGUUAAAAACGUAUCUAAGACGUUUCAAAAAAAUUAAUCCAAAAGUAGUAAAAUCUUGGUGUCGACAAAUUUUAAAAGGCCUGAGUUUUUUGCAUUCAAGAUCACCACCAAUUAUUCAUCGAGAUUUAAAGUGUGACAAUAUUUUUAUUACUGGUACAACAGGAAGUGUAAAAAUUGGCGACUUAGGACUUGCUACUCUUAAAAAUCGAAGUUUUGCAAAGAGCGUUAUAGGAACACCCGAAUUUAUGGCACCAGAAAUGUACGAAGAACAUUACGAUGAAUCUGUUGAUGUUUACGCAUUUGGAAUGUGUAUGCUUGAAAUGGCUACUAGUGAAUAUCCAUAUUCAGAAUGUACUGGACCAGCACAAAUAUAUAAGCGCGUAGUAUCGGGUGUUAAACCACAAAGUUACGACAAGGUGGAAAAUCCAGAAGUACGUGAAAUUAUAGAAAUGUGUAUUCGUUUAAAGAAAGAAGAACGGCCCUUAGUUAAAGAUCUGUUAAAUCAUGAAUUUUUUGCGGAUGAUGUUGGUUUAAAAUUAGAAAUGGUUUCAAGAGAUUCAGCUAUAGCGGAUGUCGCUAUAGCGCGUGUCGAAUUCAGACUUCGAGUGUUAGAUCCUAAGAAACGUACUAACAAACAUAAGGAGAAUGAAGCAAUACAGUUUGACUUUGAUAUUCAGGCUGAUAAUGCAGAAGAAGUAGCCUCAGAAAUGGCUAAAUCUAGCCUUAUACUUGAAGAAGAUGUUAAAGCUGUAACAAAAAUGUUAAAAUCACAAAUUACUACGUUACUACGGGAAAGAGAAGAACGUAAAGCCAAAGAAGAAAAAGAACGUUUAGAUCGUGAAGCUGACAGCGCUAAUACAACUAAUGAAAAUCUGUUACAGCAACAAUUAUUGCUUCAGCAAAUGCAAUUACAACAGCAACAACAAAUGCAAUCGAACAUGGGCAUUCAAAUGCAAGGCCAAGUACAAAUGCAGUUGCAGCAAAAUCAAAUACCAUUGCAACCACAACAACAAAUGCAAACUACUGCACAACAAACCCAGCAGCAUAAUUUACAACCACAACAAGUUCAAUUAGUUCAGCAACAACCAUUAAUGCAACAACAAACAUCUGUUGUUCAACCACAGCAAGCACAACAAAUGCAACAAGUAUCUCAGGUUUCACAACAGCAGGUGCAGUAUCAACAACAGCAAUACCAGCAGCAAUUACAACAACAAUAUCAACAGCAGCAGCAACAACAACAAUUUUCUCAACAUGUUUCGCAAAAUUUAACUGCUACUUCUUCGCAAUGUUCUACUCCUCAGACUGUGCAGACACAGCCGCAGUUUCCUCAAGUAACUCAACAAAUACAACAACAGCAACAUUUGCAUCAACAACAACAGUACAUACAAUUGAAUCAAAUGAAUGUACCGCAACAAAUGAGUCAUCAGAUACAACAACAAAUACAACCACAGAUACAAAUGUUAUCGCAACCGCAACAUAUGCAUCAGCAAAUACAGCAAUCUCAACAAGUGCAAUAUUCUCAACCACAAAUACAGCAUGUUCAACAAGUACAUUCACAUUCAGUGGGUUCUCCAUCAGUUCAAAAUCAACAAUACUAUCAACAAAAUACAACAGGAACUUCAACGUACAAUACACAACCUAUGUACCAGCAAAAUAUAUCUCAACAAAUGUAUCAUUCAUAUACUAGUUCGAAUUCUUCUGGUCAUGUCGAGAUUUUAUCAUCUAACCAGCCUGCAGCCCAAAUGUAUUCUCACCCUACUAUAUCCCAAAACACAGCACCAUCAACGUCACAGCCUUAUAUACAACAACAAACAGGUCAAGUUCAAACAUCUGCUGUACCAUCUAGUAUGAAUAUUCAGAGUACAUCAUCGGCGACUCAUAUACAAAAUACGGCAACUUCAACAAUUCCAAAUAUGCAAAAUGCAUCUACGCUUAUUUCAAAUAGUGGGCAUCAGUCUCAACCUCAACAGAAUGUUUUAGUUCAGAUGCAAUAUUCGCAAAAUUCUAACAUCCCUACCUCCGUACCCAUAUCAUCUGGGAUUUCUGCGCAAUCAACAGCAACAUCCCAGCAUCAACAGCAUUUCAUCUCAAAUACAGAUCAGUGUUCUAAUACAGAUAGAUCAUCUCUAUCUAAACAGGAUACAAUGGAUUCUGUUCAAUCUUUACCAACAGACAUACCAUCUAAUAUUCAAGAUCAAGGAAAUGUCUCUAAUUUGACUAAUGUAAGCGCUACAUCUCAAGCAGCAGUGCCAAAUGAAGGUAUAACUCAAGAAAAUACUGAAAAUAUUGCUGCAUCUGAAAGAUCUAAAGUGAAAAGAUCUGGUACGAAACGUAAAAAGCCUGGUAUUAAAUUAACAGUUUUAUCUGUAAGCAGUAGUGAGGGACAAUCAAUGACUGUUGAAUGUCAAUUAGAUACCAGCAAACAAAAAACUGUAACAUUUAAAUUUGACAGAGAUGAUAUGGUGCCUACUGAUAUUGCUAACAAUUUGGUUGCCGAAAAUUUAUUACCACAAUCUCAAUGUGAAACGUUUGUUGAAUUAAUAGAAGAUAUCGUUAAACAAUUGCGUUUAGAUCCAACACGAACUUUGCCAUUAGUAGCUCAUGGUCCACCAGAUCAAUCUGCUGGUGGUAGUCCAGUUACUAGUCGUCGACCUAGAGAUCGUGACCACAGUCUUGAUACAGCUAAGGUGAGACAUGGCUCGCUAACUCGUCAAAGCAGCCACCGAUCGUCGUACAAAGUCCAUCGUAGACACCGUUCGAGAGACGAAACUUCCAAUACUUCCACACCUACAAAAUUACUACCGAUUGACCAAAUUCUUUCUCAUAUUACGGGCACCACCUCUAUGGAUAAACAACAAAAUGUACAAACGCCUGAUAGUCAGAUGGGUCCUGAAAAUACAUCAGCUGAAGCAUCUAGAAGGUCAUCAACCUCCACACAAAAUACAGAUACCUUAACACCAACUAAUUUACCAAGUGAUCCAACUGAUCCAACUCAAGAAACUAUAGUUUCGGUAACAACUACGGACACAGUCUUAGACGCUCAUUACUUACUUAAAGAUGAAAGCGUUAAAUCAUAUCAAUGUUCGACAACGUACACUCAAAGUCAAAUAUAUGAUCCAGUUAUAAAUCAAAGCAGUGAAAAAUGUAAAGAAUCUCCAGUUCAAGAUAUAAUGGAACAAGAAAAAGAAACGAAUAAAGAAACUCAACCCGAUGCUUCAGCUGUUGAAGUAACUACAUUAACUGCGCCGCCGCCAACACGAAAAAUCUCUCGUUUCUUAGUUAGUCCUGUAGUCGAACAGAAAAUCGUUACAAGCGAAGAAGAAGGAUCUAGUACUGUAGAAAGUACAGACAAAUCUAACAUGUUGAUGACACAGUCAAAUUCCUUAUCGCAACCAAAUAUUGUUGAUGAGGGCCAAGUAAAACGUGAUGAUUUAGAGGUGAAUAUUUUAGAGGCACAAGCUGUAACUCCUGAGAAAUCUGGUAUCGAAACCAUGACACAAAGUUCUCAAUGUGUCACAGAACAAAUAGAAAAUGUUCAAACAAUACAACCAGUACAGCAAACAAUUAAUCUUCAAAAUGCUGUACAAGGUCAAACAGUACCAUCCAUGUCUCAAAUGCAACAAAAUGUUAAUACUAUGCAAUCUAGUCAACACAGUAUAAUCAUUCAAGGAUCAACUAUGCCACAUCAGUCAUCUCAACAGGUACAAACUGUACCUCAAAAUGUAGUCAUGACGCAAAAAGAUCUACAAACCCAAGUUUCAUCAAGUGGAAUCAAUUUACAAGGACAGUAUCAAAAUCAACCUACACAAUGUAAUGUUCUAUUACAACAACAACAAAUUACUGUACAACAAAAUUUAGCUCAAAUGCAUAUGCAGCCUGAACAUCAACCUCAGGGACAAAUACAAACACAGCGACCAUUGCAACAAUUUCAUCCUCAGCAAAUACCGCAACAACAUCAACAAUAUGUAAUACUUUCUGGACCUAUUCCACAAUUGCAACCAACUGCAAUUAUAGAUGAAAGAAACCGUAGAAUUUCCAAUAUUUCUACAACAUCAAAUAUGUCCACAGAUUCUCAAAUUUCAGAAACUGCUAAUGCUACAGAUGAUAAGAAACAAUCUAUGAUCAUACCUAAUUCAUCAAUGUCUCAAGUGCAGCAUAUUCAAUUUAUUUCUCAACAAGAUGGUUCAAAUAUUACACCUUUAUCGCAGACUGUUCUGGAACCAGUCCAACAGCUUCAAACAGCUCCUCAAAAUACAGUGAAUGUUCCAGCAAACGUAUCUGUUCCUGUUUCAGUUCCUGUACAUCAAGUUGUUACUGCAGAAGUUGCUCCUAAAGUUAUGCUUAAGACAAAAGAAGUUUCAUCUACGCUUCCAGAUUUAGCACAAAAUCUAGCAAAUAUACUUUCAAAUCCAAAAUCAAAAUCUGUAACUCCUCAUAAUUUAACCACUCAUGAGUCAAAUCAAACUGUAAAUAUCUCAGGUACUACAGUACUCGAAUAUAAACCUACUCUUCAGCCUGAACAAUAUUUUCAACCUAUUCAACCAGAAGCAAGUCAAAUACAAAUACAAUCACAAUUGUCGCAAAAUUAUCAAACGAAUAUACAGCAAGGAAUUCCACAAACAUUUCAAAUUAGUCAACAUACUCAUCAAGCUCAAGUACCUUUGCAACAAACAAUGCAACUGAAUACAACUCAUCAGAUGGAUCCUCAGUUGCAAAUAGCACAACAAAAUUUUCAAGGAGUAACGAUUCAUACAUUAAGCUCACAAAGUAAAUGGAUUACUCCUGUGAAUCAAAAUAUUGUACAACAAACUGCACCUAUCAGACACAGUCAGCAGACUCAAUCACAAUUGCAACAAACUAUUCUACAACAUGUUAUACAAGAUACUCAAAAUGUGGAAAAUUUUACUUCUUCCGAUAAAACAGAAACUCAAGAAGGAAGCAAUUUAGUUGGGCGUACAAGUUCAGAAUAUCCUUUACUAUCGGAAAUCGAAAACUCUAGCCAUGAUAUAACUCCUGAACAUACAAUUGUUGAGUCUGUAGAUUCAGCAUUAUUUACACAAAAUCAAAUAUUGCAACAACAACAACAACAACAACAACAGCAACAGCAUCGAAAACUUAGUCAGCAGAAUUCUUUAGAUAAAGUCUCAGACACGACUACUGGAACUAGUGUUCCAGGAGGAACAGGUCCACAAACAAUAGCAGAUCUCCAUCAAAAACUUGUUCAAUUAACAAGUCAACCGUCCGAAGCAUUAAACGUAGGCACACCGCCUAUAAGUUAUCCAGCUACUCCCCAUAAUCAUCAGAUAAUAGGUGGAUAUGAUGCUUAUAUGCACUCUUUACAACAAAAACUUGUUAAUAUUGGUAUGCCAAUUUCCACUACACAUGGUAUAGGACCUUUGUCACCUCAGACUACAAUACAGACUACUACAACUUUAUCUGAUUCAAAUGUUACAACAAGUGUUGAAAGCUCUGUUUUAACCCAAGAAAGUGCAAUUCAUCAACUUGCACUUUCUCAAACUCACGUUGAUUGCUCUCUCGAUAGUCCAACGCCAGGAGGUGGUCCUGUAGGAUCUGAAACUAUGAGCCCUAGUAAAGAAAGCAUAAAAGUUCGAACACAAAGACCAGGAUCUCGUCUUCAAGAAUUAGAACAAGAAUUAGCAAAAAUUCAUCACAGGGGCUCGAUUCUACCAACUGCUUCUCCACAACCUGUAACACCACCUGUUUCUGUUGUUGGUUCUAUUCAAGUGCAACCACCAUUACAAGCUACUCAAAGUUUAUUAACCACUGUUCCUUCUGUAACUGCUAUACCUAUUGCUACUGUUACUCCCAGUGUCAAUACAUCAUGCUCUGAUACAAACACUCCAGUGCAAAUAGAAUCUCAAGAAAAUACUUCUGAGAAGGUUAGUACGACACAACCUGUUAGAAAAAUAUCAAGAUUCGUAGUUUCCAAGGUCGCAGGUCCUCCUGGCAAUGCUGGUACAUCAACUCAACAACAGACCGAUAUAUCAAAAAAUCAAAUAGAGGAUUCAAAAAUUUAUCAUACAGAUGACAUACAGGGUACAUCAGUACAAAUAAUUCAUAGUCGUGAGGGUUCGCUUCCACCUACACAAGUUAGUCAAUCUGUUAGUAUACCUACUGUAGAAUCGGAAAAAGAUGAAAGAUUUUGGACAUUAACCCCAAGUGAAGAAUAUCAAUUGCUUAUAAAAAAGCAAACUAUGGAAUUAGAAACACUACAAAGAAGACAUAGAGAAGAAUUGGAACGAUUUCAACAGCAUCAAUUGCAGCUAUUAAUUCAACAGCAACAGCAAGCAAGUGCACUUCAUCAACACCAUCAUCAGCACCAUCCAGUGCUUUAUCAUACCGUUGCAACUAGUGUAGCAGGACAAAGUAGACUUCCAGGUCCAGAAGAUUAUUUAAUGUUUAAUACAACGCCUCAAACUCCUUUGCAAAAAGCUCCAAGUAAUUAUCCAGAUACCGAUGAAACAUUACGAUUAGCUAUGCAGAAAUUGAAACAAACUCCUUUGCAACUACAACCACCUCAGGCAACAGCUGGAAUACCACAUGCUUAUGUUAUUCCAAUUCCAGUAGUGCCUUCUGAGACUAUGCAAAAUGUGUCUACUCAACAAUCUAGUAAUUAUACGAGUGAUGUAACAGAAUCUCUUGAUCCAACACAUAAUCCGGCAAUUAUAAAUUCAGCGCAAUAUCAGUUCACACCUAUAUUACCAGAUGGUACGAAUAUGGCAGUGUCCUCCGCUGGAUCAUUAGUUACACCUAUACCAGUAUCAACAGGAAGUGGUUACAUCCAGUAUCACGAAAAUCAAACAUUACCAAAUUUUCAAACAUUUAGCUGUACACCACAUGGGGGUUUCUUCUUACCAGCUGGCUAUCGACUAAUAUAUGCUCCGUCUAGUGGAACAUCUCAGUCUCAGCCAGCUACACCAGCUACACCACAUGUAGGCAAUUCUCAUGACGGUACACCGCCAGCAGAACCUUUGCACGCUGCAAAUGUUGACAAUUCAACAGCUCCUCCUUCUCACAUCGAUCAAUAACGUAAUCUUCAGCAAGUUAUGGUCUAUAUUUUCCAAUUUAUUCAUUUCCGUAAUACAUUCUUUAUUUAAACUUGUUGCCCUUUAUCCACUAGUAUGAGAAUCAUGCAUUAUUACAAUUGUUAUUCUAUUAUAGUUUUGCUAAUAUGUAUUGCUACCCUCGUCCUCGUGGAUAUGUAUGCGGGGAAGCACGAAUGAAAGUAUUUAGAAUGUAUUCGUUAUUGUAACAUCCGUAUGUAAUUGCUAAAAUAUUCUCGUUGUCUACGUGUGAGCAUAAUAUUAAUCAUUUGAUAUGUGCCUCACAACAUAAAUAAAACACUCGAUUCGUACACAGAGAAUAUUUUAAAUGAAUGAAUUAAGUUUCUGGAUGAAAGAAAAAAAGGAAGAAAAAGAAAUAAGAUAUUGAAAUUGAGGAUAGAGGCCUUUACAUGUACUGUGCUUAUACCUUAUUGUAGUAAAUAUUCUUCUUUAGUGAAAAUGCUUAUUAAAAGACCUUUUAUGCUCUCAAUUCAUUGAUAGCACAGUCCACAUUAGUACAGGCCUCAGCUAGUCUUAUAAAUGAUAUGGUGUACAGCCAUUCUGCUCGAUGUAUAUGUAUAACUGUUAAUGUAUACUGAAUGCUUUAAAGAGAGAAUGUAUGUUGUGCGUGCAUGUAUGCGAUUGCUGAAGUCAAGCAGAGAAGAAAUAUGAUUAAUAUAGUCACUGUUAUGCUUUAAUGUAUUUCUAGCGAUUUUACCUACUUCAAUUAAAAAACAAGUCAUGUGUUA